Molecule: messenger RNA, 2691 nt
Organism: Penaeus chinensis
Lineage: Eukaryota; Metazoa; Arthropoda; Malacostraca; Decapoda; Penaeidae
Product: bromodomain adjacent to zinc finger domain protein 2A-like
Exons: 10
Coding region: 490-2679 (729 amino acids)
Molecular function (GO): DNA binding
Source: RefSeq, a predicted model, not a curated record
CGCUGCAGAUAAAUCUGUAUUAUUCCCUACUCUAUUGUUUAUGCUCUGUAAGAUGGCAGUGCCCAUAUACCUUUAUCUCUGUGCGUCGUUCUCGAUAACACCAAAAACUGAAUUACUGUAGUUAUAUUUGUCAGUAAGCACAAUAUGCAUUGCGCAGGGAUACCACCAUUUGUUUUUGACACGGAGUUCCCAAUUCACGGUUGUGUAUGAAGAAUCUGACUUUAUAUAUGUGGAUUAUAUUUGUCAUCAUUGGUGUUGUUUUAGAAGUGAAUGUGAAAAUACUGUUUAGAUAUUCGGGAAUUAAUAAAAACAAAAUGACUCGCUACCUAGGUAUGGCAUCACUGUCGCAAGGGUGACACUCUGACCAAUCAGGAACAAUGAAAGCUUUGGGUAAAACAGUGACUGAUUAAAUAUACAUUAAUCUUUUCUAAAGUGAGGAAACUCUCGUUCAACAAUUAUUCAUUACAAUUAGAAGGGAUAUAAUCAAACAUGUCUAGAGGAGAUACAGAGAUUCCUGUCAGUGAGGAUUAUGCUACAACUGAAGAGCCUACUAUGCCCAUUCUGGUUGAAGAAGGAUUGGCUUCAAGUAUGCUUAGAGAGCAAUUACACAUUCAUGAUAAUGAUGCUUAUUCAUCAUCUGAAGAACCAACCAUGCCUAAACUAACAAUAGAAGGUACCAUUACAGGUCCUUCAAAGAAAGUUCCACCACCUGUCUCAGCCAUGGCAAGUCUUACACCCGGGUGCAAUGGAGUCUCAACGGAUUUGGCAGCUCACCCAGUACAAAACAGUAUAGAAAAGAUUGUAACAGAAAUCACGACACCAAAAGCAGAGACAAACCCAUUAGGUAGAAACAGAAGAACUAAAACAACACAAAAUUCAAGUGAUCUAGGGACCCAAGUGGUGCAAUUGAGAAGAGUUGGAAAGCAUUCUUGUAAUUUAUGUCAGUCCCCAGAUUCCACGACACCCAAAAGGCCUCGGUCAGAUUGUAACGUUUCCGAAGUUAAGAGAACCCGCAGGAAAGAGAAUCCUGGACCAACAGAAGAAUUGUUUGCUCCACUAAAGCUUGGCUGGAUUCGAGAAAUUGUAACUCGCCAUAUAUCCAGUCAUGCAAAACAAGAUGUAUAUUAUCAUCCACCAUAUGGCAAGAAGCUGCGAUCAUUGGUGGAAAUUGGAAAGUACUUGAAACAAGAAAAUAUGACUGCUUUGCUGACCGUGGACAACUUCACAUUCUUUGCGGAACCUCUAGGUUAUGGAGAGCCCUUCGAAAUCGUUCGAGGAGCAUUAAUGAGAUCACAAUCUGUCUCAAAAGCAAAUGGCAGUCCCAAAAAGGAACAAAUUUUGACUCCAAAGAAAGGAUAUCACAUAAAGAAGUCAAAACUUACACCAAAAAGCACAAACAAUCCCAAAACAAAGGCUAAAUCAGCCAAGCAAAAGUCAGUGGAGAAAAUGGCCAAACAUGCUCAUGUGGCAGAAUCUUCAGAUGAAGAAUAUCAAGUGAUCACAGAAAUUGCAGAAAGCGAUGAGGUUGUAGCCUUACAUUUAGCAGAGACUGACAAUUUGGAAAUUGGUCACCAGGCUGAAGCAGUAGUUAAAAAUACUAAAGUACAAAUCAAGAAGAAAAUAACACAUAGCAGUGAACAAGGAAAUAUCUUUAGUAGUCCAGAAAGAAAAGAGGUUUACCAGGAAACAAAAAAUCCAAAGUACAUUGCCAGUACUCAGAGUUUGAUGAUUGCUCCUGGUAGUGUCAGUGAGAGAUAUAUCACCAGAACUGGAAGCCCCAAGCGAAUCAGGAUAACAGCUGAAAACAAGAAUGGAAAUAGCUCAAUGAACAAGAAGAUGGCAGAGCAUUGCCAAAAUGUACAAAAGCCAGUAGAAUUUCCCCAGGAAGAUCAACUAUCGCCAAAGGAAAGUUAUUCCAUAAAGGUUAAUGAAACACAUGAAGGAGAACAUAGUAACCAGCAUGAAACUGAAAAAAUUAGUUUGAGUAGGCAUAAUAAUUAUAUUUCCCUCAAUCCUGUGGUUAUAAAUGAUAUAGAUGAACAUUACGAGGUUAGUGAAACAGUUCAUAAAAAAUCAAAAAGAAAAAGAAUAGAGAAAAAUAUGAAUGGUAUAAAGUUAACAGGAAAGGAGAAGCUUGGUCUCCAAAAGAAACAAAUAAAGAAAGAAAAACCUUUGCCCAGUGAAGUAUUGUUUGUAGCAUCAGGAAUCCUAGAAAACUUUGAGGAGGACCAUGUUAAAGCAACAGAACUUUCAGGUAAUACUAUGUCAACGAUCUUACCUACAUUACAUAUUAAAGAAGAACCAGUAGAAAAUGAGUUCCUUCCUGUCAUAUCCAGUGUAAAAAGUGGAAAGGAAGCAGAAGAAAUGCUAGAGACUUCUGAGGAGCCCUUAAGACUGUGGUUUAAUCAAACUUCAAAUCCACAGAAAGCACGAAGAGGAAAAGCAAUUGGAGCUCAGCCAAGAAAUACUAAAAAUUACCCAGAAAUAAAUGGGCAAAAGACACAUAAAACAACUGUAGUUUCAAGAAGACAGCUUAAAACAAAUCUAGGCUCAACCAAUAUUGUUAAAGAACAAAAUUUUGUUCCACAGAAUGACAAGACUACAUCAACAGUGCCAUUUCUGAUUAGUUCUAAAAAAAAAAAAAAAAAUUUAUCCCCCCAAAAAAUACAAACAACCUGAAUAGAAAUUCUG